Molecule: messenger RNA, 6340 nt
Organism: Exophiala oligosperma
Lineage: Eukaryota; Fungi; Ascomycota; Eurotiomycetes; Chaetothyriales; Herpotrichiellaceae
Exons: 1
Coding region: 1334-5869 (1511 amino acids)
Source: RefSeq, a predicted model, not a curated record
GCGCCCAGCAGGGUUUUCACCCUGCGAAUAACGACGCCAGUCUGUCGUUCUUGACAUUCAUCCCUGUUCUCUGGAACUUCGCCAUUACGAAAAGAGUACGAGUGCACCAGUCAUUGUGGCUGAUUCUGAAGUCGUCGUCUUUCUCAUUGCCGAUCCACUUCGUCGCCACCAGCUUCUCUGUUCGGUUCUUUUCACCAGUUACACCACAACCCCUGCUCUGGGAGCCUGGCGUCUGUCUCAUCUUGCAGGCAAGUUUCCGCCCAUGACGCCGCUUGUCGUGCACAUGUCACGCGGAUUGGAACAUGGCCCGUUACACAUGACUUCUGGAAAAGUGUCGUUUGACCACUUUUACGCAGGCUCUCAGCGAGUAAUGACAGGCGAAGCCUCCGAAUCCGUCGAGCUGGCUCAGUGUCCGCAGCCGGUUGGCCAUGACUUUGACCCCGUAGUGUUAAGCAUGGAAUGACAGAAGUCAGACACUGCCCUGGCGUGACAUCCCCACGCUGGGUACGGGAGCAGCCUCCGUGGAGCCUCUCUUGAUGGGGACUCAACUGACACCAGGAGAUGCAUCUAGAGUCGAUGAGACCGAAUGGCAAAGCAAAGAUGCCUUCGGUCACCAGGUUAUCUUGGCUGCAGGGGGAUAUUAGGGUUUGUCAGUGGAAUGUACGAAUGGUGCGCGGGUCAUUAGCGCCGCAGCCGUUAGAGCUCGAGACAGAGCCACGGGCUUUGCUGGUGUGCCGCAUUGUUAUAUGACUCGUGCUAAACAAGUCUCUUAUUUCGUCCGCCAUUAUCAUGCCUGCAAGAUCCGCCGCAACCAUAUCUUCCCCAGGUACUUGAUCACUAUCUACCUUCUCUUCCCUCUCUUCCGAUACUGUUCAUUUGGUCAUCUAUCAAGCAACAUUGCUAAAUGAUACAUUGCCUUUGCUGUAUCACGUGGCAUAUUUGGUGGCUACUAUUUUCGCUAUCGGACACUCCGGCAUAAUCACUGUGGCGCAUAAAGGGUCGGUUGGGUCUCAACAUUCCUAUGAUUUACCUCCUCUCGACACUGGCCUGAAAUAUUUGUCUCGGAUGUUGGUCACUUGUACGACAUAUGUGGGAGACGUCUCCUGAGGUUUCAACAUCAUUACUUCCAUCGGCGAAGGGGACCUUGUUGCCCGAUCGGAUGUCAGCAUAAACCAACCAUACUACUGCGACAUAUGUUCUCUCAAGCAAGAUCACAGGUUCCCGAAUGUUCCCACUCUUGGCUACUUCAGGAGCGGUACCGGAAUGAUUUCCCAGUCGUGUUCCUUUUUGCUUAUACUCAGGGGGAUUAGCGAGCAAGAAUAUCAACCGAAACAUGUCACACAGAACACCAAUGUAUGACACCCGACAGGGCCUACCCAGAACGGCAGAUGCUACAGUGCCACGGGGUACUAGGUUGCCAACAAUAGGUCAGAAUGGACGUCAGUCAAACGCUAGCAGAUCAGAUACGGCCACGAGCUCUCAUUUUCAAUCGGACCCUGUCAAUGCAGGACUGGCAAAACCCCAGGGAUCAAAGCCUCGCUCAAAGCCUACGUCAAUCCCUCGAUCUGCAACAAAAUCCCCGUCUCUGAGACCGACUGCAGCAUCCAGAAAUGCAUCUUCUCCUUCCUUGAUGAGCAAGUCGACUUGGGGAACACAACCAUCUUCACAAGAAGUCUCUCUCAAGAUGGAAUCCCACCAAAGACAAUCUCGUGGUAACUAUGAACGAGCUGCUGUGUGGAAUCCAAGAUGCACCGAGUCCUCGAGCAGCACCGCUGUAUCCUCGUUGGACACCGAGCACGACGCAAUCUUCGGAGUGGUCAUGCCCAGGAAUACUAGUACGAAAAGGCCAACGAACCUGCCACCUCGCUUGAUACCCGAACUGCAAGCGCUUGCUGCCUCGCCGUCGAGAUAUCAGGAACCUCUAAACAGCUCCGCGAGCACAAUCAAUAGCCCGUCCACCUGGGCCUCGAGUACAAGAAGUCCUUGGAGUGAAUCCACUACAACGACAACCCCAAUCUCAUGGCCUUCAACAUCUCCAAGCGUCAUACAGCAAGUGUCUAUCAAGUCUCCUUCGAAGCGUGUACAAGUUAUUCCCCUUCGACAAGCGAAACGUGGAAAUAUUCCAAACGUACCGGCUGUUCCGGAUGCAUUUUCAGGAGCAGGAAACAGUCCCGAGCUCAGUUCUAGGGAAAGAAAAGAUACAUCUAUCAGAAAGGGGACACCUCUAAGCACGCCGGCACCCACUCCUCCCCCAAGGACCUCCUCCGCAAAGCAGUCCUUGAGCAGGAGCAGCAGCAGCAGAAGUCGGAAGCACCAAGUGCCCACUCCGGUGCCGCCAGAACCAAGCUAUAGGGAUAUUGACCAUGUUGUCGAUGCUUCCCAGCGAAUGUCGUUGACACAAGCACAUAGUGAUCUCCAACGAUCACUGGCGCCGCAAUUGGACGAGUUUGCUCAUCCAAAUAUAGUAUCAGUUGGGACAGGUUUUCAAUCAAUACACCGACCAAGCAGGAGCCAGGAGGGUUUACCCCAUGGGACUUGUAUUACUACUACAUCCGCCAAAGAUGCGGUAGUAAGCCCUUAUGAACACCGACCUAUCACACCAAGUAGGACAGCUGCGACCACCUACGAGUCUCCUAACCGGCCUGGAAAAUUCUCUCGCUUGGGUAUAUUUGGUCGUCGAGGAAAAUCACCAGCACCAGAAGUCGAGAAACCUUCUAGAAGUCCACGAAAGCUGCAACGGAAAGGACCGAUUGCAGGUACUGGCCACGAAGGCUACGGGAGACAUGGAAGACGGGGUCGAAAGGUGUCACAGGAAGGCGCUUCAGCCGACAAUAGCGAGAGUGAAAGAUCCGUAAGCAGUACGCGGCGAGUGCCUUUGUUCAUAUCAAAGUCCAGCGGUAGCCGGAGCAGCAGUCGUAACCAUCGAAACAGUCAGUCCGACUUGGACGACUUUGCUUCCACACGGAUGAACCCCGUCCCCAUCAUAGGAGGGUCAGGCAACAGCCUACGGAAUGGCUCCGGCAGUCGGAUUGACGUGUCUGAUCCAACGACAGAGCAUGCGAUAACAGAAUUUGACGAAUCAAACUUGCGACGACAUCCUUCAGAUAAUGAGUCCUUCUUCGUCAAUACUUCUGGCGAUGCGGUACGCCCAACACUUGCUGUACGACGGUCUCAACGGUUCCGAACGGACUCGGAAACUUUCAACAUACCAGCACCAAUAAGAACAGAUCAGACAGCAGUUCCCUUAUAUGUGACGAGCCAAGAUACGGCCCAGGCCUCAUUUUCAAUGUCCACGUCGACGCCAAGUUCGACGGCUGAGUUCAAUCGUGGCGAUCCCACGACCACUAAGACUAAGGACAAAAGACCGCGCAAGUUGAGAUGGAACAUCUUCCGAAAGAAAGACGCAGAUGAUGAUUCACAAAAGAUAACCAUGCCACGUGCUACUGUCCCUGAAGAGAUGUCCGUUGCAGUCUCAACCAUACCGAUCUCUCGACCAAUGCCAUACUAUGCCAUGAUGGAUUCAGAAAGUGAGAUGAACACCAGUGAACAUCCCGGGGAUUCCCUGGCCCUGGGAGUCGACUCUCCGUCCGUGAGUUCUCUAAUGUAUCAAUAUGAGAUGGAGAAUGCACAGGAAUCAGAUAUUCAGACACAGUAUAUCGGAGAUACCUAUUUGCCACCAGCCCCGAUCUCGCCGCCCCGUCUCCUACCAUCUCAUCUGCCCGCAACACCUGGCCAGCGGCCCAAUGAAAAGACACUCUUAGAACCCGAGCAGUCCCAGAGGCGUCCGCCUAGAUUGCCUCGGGUGGGAAGAAUCCCUCAAGUGGUGCCUAGGGACGAGCGAGAGCACAAACCUAGCAGAUCGUCAUUUUCUCAGCCCUUCGCAAGAACAUCAGAAUCUGAGAUUGUCGGCGGACAAGGGCCAGUUGCUGAGCAGACACAGGGAUCGUUUUCUCAAUUUGGAUUGGACGUGCUUCCGAGGACUACGUUCAACCCGAUGAAGAGCGCAACAUAUACGGCACAUCCCCCCUCAGCAACAGAAUUUCUGCAAUUCCCUUCCCGAAAAUUGUCCAAUGACUCUGCCUCAAGCAGUUCUGAAGGUGCUUUAAGCAUACCUGGGUAUCCGUUGAUUCCCGGCUCGCCUGAGAGUGGCUUCGCUCCUCCACAUACUCAAAUUGUACCCCAAAGUCCUACAAUCGACGAAGUUUGGAACGAAUAUGAUGAUUUUAUAGAUCAAGUCAUGUCUCCAUCCAGCAAAAGAGGCAACGUGAGGAGGCUUGCUCAUGACAAGAGGACGAAGUCGGAGGAUGUCGCGAGUCCGUCGGCAAAAACUUCUGGUACACAAUCUCGACAAUUGAGAACCAAGCAAUCUGGCGGAAACAUUCCAAAUCCUGGGGUUCCAUUCGCAGAGAGGCCACAAAUCAAGGAAACUGCUACAGCGCCGUCCUUAUCCGCAACCAUGAGAGCGCCUCUCUCACUGUCACCACCAGACCGUGGGGACGAUGUGAGACUGCGCAGAUCGAGGAUUGUGUCAGCACUUCAUUCGUCAAUGGAUCCGGCAUCUCCAUUUUCCAUCCGCGAGUUCCUGAAGGAAUACGAACAAGUCCAGAGAAAUAGUGCGAGGCUCUCCGAUGAAACUGUCCGCCCGGCAACAAGUCAUUCACUAGAGCUAUUACUUGCGACGAAGGCAACUGCAGCAACAGAGACCGGCCCAAGUCACCAGGAAAAUGUUGCUUUGCUGGACGUGGUUGCACGGAAUAAAGACCCAGUCGGACAGUCAGAACUUCACUAUGCCUCGCUCAUGGUUGCAAAGUGGCUAUCAUUUGGCCGAGUGCUAUUCUCUCCAGCACAUGAUGAGAUCCAUACUAUCCCGGAACGACACAUACUUGUCAUUGACGGCCUAGGCAACGAGGAUUGGUCAUUUUAUUGUGCGGUUACUUACGAAGAGCAACGGGCGUUUGUACACGAUUUAAAGGAGAGGGGCAGCAAGAGAGCCGCAAAGGAUCGAAGGACAUCACAAGAUGCUCCAGAAAACCACCAACGAGUAGAGAUUGCCAGCUUCCACAACCGAUUCCCCUUCCCUUCAGCAUAUUUCUGUGCCGUGGUGGUGCGAUUUCCACCUGCGAUGCCAGAGGCUAAAAUGAAGAACAUCAUUUCUGAGUGCAGGCGAGUGUUACUUCCGGGUGGCUACAUGGAGCUCAUGCUCCUCGACCUCGACAUUGUGAACAUGGGUGUCCAAACUCGCAGAGCUGUGCGCGAACUGAAAUUCAGGAUGACGACGGCGGACCACCAGAUCAGCCUGAAACCAAUCAUUGACAACGUUCAGAGUCUGCUCGGAGCGCGUGGAUUCUCAAACAUCAGUCGUUGUGUAGUGGGAGUUCCCGUAGCUGGCCAUCCCUCCAAACCAACCGAUUCGCCAUCCUCAUCGCGCUCCAGUGGUGGUUCAGAAGGAUCCGGUGGACAUGGAUCCCCGGACAUGCGACAAGCAACAGCAUCCCCUCGCAUGGCUUUUGGCAAAGGGAGGAAGGGCACCAACUUGUCGUUGAAUGAUCUCAUCACUGACCAUUCAGACCAUGCAGAUGCUAAGAUUGGCAGAAUCGUUUCUAGGACUGCUAGAACGUGGUGGCAACACUGUUUUGAAGCCAGUGUAAUCUCUGACGGCAACCUUUCGAAAAGCAUCUUUGCCGACAAGAGUGUGCUGGGCGAAUGCAAGGGCCGAGGAUCGAGCUUCAAGAUGUUAAUAGCAUAUGCACAGCGCCCUGUCUUCGAGGGCAGACGACGAACCAUGAGCGAAUCUGCGCUCUCGACCAUGGCUACGGCUGGAACUCAUCGGCAGGGCCAUGCGGGAGCGAGUGGAUCGCGUACGGCGUGAUGAAACUGCCACAAGGCCUUAGCCAAGUGACAGCGAUAUGAUGAUGCUAAUGAUGAUGCUGACGAAUAUGAGAGGCCCCGGAGGCCUCGGACGAAACGACCUGCACGAACAGGUACGCAACAUGACCUUUGAAGAAAAGCGAGUUGAAAUUUGGUUCGAAAGAUACCCUCACAUGAAUCAUGCCAUGUUUGACGAUGAAGCGACCGUUUGGUAUUUUGCCAGGAUUAAAAGCUUGACUAUAUGUGGUGGCUUAAAGACCUUUACUCGAUACAGCCCAGAUAAGAGUCUCAGAAAGCGCAAGCUUACAAUAAGUAUGUGGUUGUGUAUCUCUGGAACGGCGGCUGCUGGCAGCUGGCUCGAUGGAUGCACUGAUAGUUGUAGAUGUAAAACAAUCUUGAUCAAAGGCUAGGAAGGACUGGCCUUCGACGUCCGCCGUAUUUCGUUUCAAGACUAUUCAUAGACCGUAUGAAC